AUGAACAGAGGACAGGACGGACCCAGACACCUCCUCCCCACCUCCUCCUCCAUCCAGUACUACACCCACUCCUCCUCCUUCUCCUCCAUCCAGUACUAUACCCACUCCUCCUCUUUCUCCUCCAUCCAGCACUACACCCACUCCUCCUCCUUCUCUUCCAUCCAGUACUAUACCCACUCCUCCUCCUUCUCUUCCAUCCAGUACUAUACCCACUCCUCCUCUUUCUCCUCCAUCCAGUACUACACCCACUCCUCCUCUUCCUCCUCCAUCCAGCACUACACCCACACCUCCUCUUUCUCCUCCAUCCAGUACUAUACCCACUCCUCCUCUUUCUCCUCCAUCCAGUACUAUACCCACUCCUCCUCUUUCUCCUUAAUCCAGUACUACACCCACUCCUCCUCUUCCUCCUCCAUCCAGUACUACACCCCCACCUCCUCCUCUUCCUCCUCCAUCCAGUACUAUACCCACACCUCCUCCUCUUCCUCCUCCAUCCAGUACUACACCCACUCCUCCUCCUUCUCUUCCAUCCAGUACUAUACCCACUCCUCCUCUUUCUCCUCCAUCCAGCACUACACCCCCACCUCCUCCUCUUCCUCCUCCAUCCAGUACUAUACCCACACCUCCUCCUCUUCCUCCUCCAUCCAGUACUACACCCACACCUCCUCCUUCUCCUCCAUCCAGUACUACACCCACUCCUCCUCCUCUUCCUCCUCCAUCCAGUACUAUACCCACUCCUCCUCCUCCUCCUCCUCCUCCAUCCAGUACUACACCCACUCCUCCUCCUUCUCUUCCAUCCAGUACUAUACCCACUCCUCCUCUUUCUCCUCCAUCCAGCACUACACCCCCACCUCCUCCUCUUCCUCCUCCAUCCAGUACUAUACCCACACCUCCUCCUCUUCCUCCUCCAUCCAGUACUACACCCACACCUCCUCCUUCUCCUCCAUCCAGUACUACACCCACUCCUCCUCCUCCUCCUCCUCCAUCCAGUACUAUACCCACUCCUCCUCCUCCUCCUCCAUCCAGUACUACACCCCCACCUCCUCCUCCUCCUCCUCCUCCAGCCCCUCUCGGGUGGAAAGUAACUAA
This is a messenger RNA of Micropterus salmoides (largemouth bass), 1086 nucleotides long. RefSeq lists its product as uncharacterized. The coding region runs from base 1 to 1086 and encodes 361 amino acids. The record is from RefSeq and is a predicted model, not a curated record. The transcript has a single exon. NCBI's taxonomy places the organism in Eukaryota, Metazoa, Chordata, Actinopteri, Centrarchiformes, Centrarchidae.